Molecule: messenger RNA, 2829 nt
Organism: Ficedula albicollis (Collared flycatcher)
Lineage: Eukaryota; Metazoa; Chordata; Aves; Passeriformes; Muscicapidae
Gene: SNPH
Product: syntaphilin
Exons: 6
Coding region: 1-1491 (496 amino acids)
Biological process (GO): neuron differentiation
Cellular component (GO): mitochondrion; cytoplasmic microtubule
Source: RefSeq, a predicted model, not a curated record
AUGGGCUUUGAGUCUGGGAGCACAUUCCCUGUGCCCAGGACCCGUGGCACCGUGGCCAUGUCCGUGCCGGGGAGCAGACGCGCGUCCACAGGAUCACGAAGGCGCCCCUCGCCCCCCGGGAGGGACACCUACGGCACCUCCUCGCUGAGCAGCAGCAGCAAUUCUGGCUCCUGCAAGGGCAGCGACAGCAGCCCCACCCCAAGGCGCUCGUCCAAGUACAACCUCUGCAGUGACAACCAUGGGAUAAAGCCACCGACGCCGGAGCAGUACCUGACUCCCCUGCAGCAGAAGGAGGUCUGCAUCCGGCACCUGAAGGCUCGCCUGAAGGACACACAGGAGCGGCUGCAGGACAGGGAUGCUGAGAUCGAGGACCUGAAGACGCAGCUGUCACGGAUGCAGGAGGACUGGAUCGAGGAGGAGUGCCACCGCGUGGAGGCCCAGCUGGCGCUGAAAGAGGCUCGCAAGGAGAUCAAGCAGCUGAAGCAGGUCAUCGACACAGUGAAGAACAACCUACUGGAGAAGGACAAAGGCCUCCAGAAGUAUUUUGUGGACAUCAACAUCCAGAACAAGAAGCUGGAGACGCUGCUGCACAGCAUGGAGGUGGCACAGAACGGGGCGCUGAAGGAGGAGGGCGCCGGCGAGUCGGCCGGGGGGUCCCCGGCCCGAUCCCUCACCCGCAGCUCCACCUACACCAAGCUGAGCGACCAGGGAGCCGGGGACCGCAACGUGGGGGGCUCGCAGACCAUCUCGCUGGACGAGGGGGCUGACAGCGGAUUCGUGGGGAUGGAGGAUGCUCCGGGCCACACGGACCCGCUGGAGGUGGGGGGUGAGCCCGGCACCCGGCUGCCCCCCAGCAACACCUACGAGAAGGUGCUGGGACUGCGGAGCAGCGCGGAGGCAGGGGUGCAGGCCAGCUGCAUGCAGGAGCGGGCCAUCCAGACGGACUUCGUGCCCUGCCAGCCCGACCUGGACACCAUCCUAGAGAAGGUGAUGAAGUCGCAGGCUUGCAGCUUGGGCAGCCCCACCUCCGCCUGGGUCUCUGAAAUGGAAGACACGAUGCCCGUCCCCGAGCUCGCCAACCCCACCGGGACCACGGACCUGAUGGUGGCCGAGCCCGACGCCGCGACGGGGGCUGCCGGUGCCGAGGGGGGCGUCCCCUGCAACCCAGCGGUGCGGCAGCCCCCCAGCGCCAGCCCCUCGGUGGCCAUCGCCUGCGUGGCGGAGGAGGAGCAGACGGAGGCGACCGGCUGCGAGAACAACCCUUCCAAGAGCUACUGGAGCCGCCACUUCAUCGUGGAUCUGCUGGCGGUGGUGGUGCCGGCGGUGCCCACGGUGGCCUGGCUGUGCCGCUCGCAGCGGCGGCAGGGCCAGCCCAUCUACAACAUCAGCUCGCUGCUGCGGGGCUGCUGCACCGUCGCCCUGCACUCCAUCCGCAGGAUGGGCUGUCGCCCCGUCGCCAGCCCCGGCCCCGGAGGCGCUGCCCAGCCCUGACCCCUCCGACGGCCUCCACCCGCCCCCAGGGACCCGACUGCUGAUUGUAAAGCCCCGGCUUGGCAAUGGCGGGUGGGAAGGGGCCGAGAGAUCUGUGGGUGCAUCGAGGUGUGCUGCCCGCCCCCCAGCUCCUUUGUCCUGCAGGAGGGAAAGAACCCUUGUUGGAAGAGGGGUGUUGGCACCCAGCGUCUCCCCCCGCCGAUGGACUCCCCUGCUGUGCCUCUGGCUGCGGGGGGCUGUGGGGCUGCCCCCGCCGGGGGUCUCUCCCUCCAUCGCACUUGCUGUUUGUUUGUCGCCGGGUUAUCCCCGGGGCCAGCCCUGCCGCGGGCGGGUCAUGGAUGGCGAGGAGCCGCUGGCAGCGUGGAGCGCUGGGGAUGCAGCGGUUCCUUGCUCCGGGUGCAAUGUCUGUCUGGGGGCAGGGGGAUGGGGGGUUCCUGUCCAAACACAGCUCCGGAGCCGUUCGGGCCAGCCCCCCAUUCCCGAGGAGAUGCCUCCCCACACUGGGAUGGAACUGGCCUGCAGCUCAUGCACGGAACCCCCGUGGAAGCCGUGGGCUCUCCCUCCUUUUGCUUUGCACUAUAUUCACUUUUUUUUGGGUACAGACUGAAGCCCGGGUGUUGGGACUCUGGCUGCCGGGGAGCGGGCCCGCGGGCUCUUGCAGUCUUGUCAGCCGUGAUGCCGGUGAUCCCACCAUGUGCUGGAGCUCGGAUGCCUUUGCUGGGGUGCGGGCAGUGCCGUGCAGGCAGAGCCAAGCCCUUUGCCGCCCCGGCCCACCCAAACCUUUGCUUUGCUGGUGGCCUCCGGAAAAAUGCCUUUUUUUUGUUGUUGAAACACAAAGACAGCAAGGAUUGCUCAGCGGGGCUAUUGGGGCGCGGGACUUGGGGCUCCCCCUGGUGCGCCGCACUCCCACCCCACGAAUGUCUGUGGUUUCUUCGUGACUUGAACUAACAGUGUUUCCCCCCAACCCCAGCCCAAGCCCACUCCCCCACACAUGGGUGCCACUGGCUAGGUGCCCUGGCAGCCGGUGAUGCUCCACACGCCGGUGUCCAGCGGUCCCCAGAGGGGCACAUGCCACGUCCUGUGUGCCCCGCACUUCCCUGCAUCCCCCUUCUGCUGGCUCUGCCCGUGCUGGGGGGCAGUGGGGACAGCAGCUCUGCCACCAGCACAGCACCGGGUGUCAGGAAAAGGUUUGGGGAGCAGCAGUGUCCAGGCAGCUGGGGCAGAUCUAAGUGGAGCUGGGAUAUUCGCCUCUCGUGCAAUGUAUUUGUGGAUCUGUGUACGUCUGUUAGACUAUCCAAAGCUUUGCCAAGAAAUAAAUGUAACGACUAUAUUUGAAAG